AAUGGUCUAAGGAGUAAAACUUCAUACGUUUACAAAUUGUCAAUUUGUCAAUUUCAAAUCAAUCCAAAAUAAAAAAUAAUUUUUUCAAUAACAUUUAAUGAAUUAAAUUAAACAUUUACUUUUCUAAAACAUACAAUAACAUGGGAAUUAGCAUUUGUGAUACAAAUCAGAACCACUAGCCAAAAUGAGUGAAUCAAAUGAUGACCAAGUGACAGAAAAAAUAUUAAAUGUUGCCAAGAAAAAUCCUAAAGGCAUAUCUGACAAAGAUAUAGCAGCUGCAAUACCUGGACUAUCUUCUGCUGAACUGGUCACUGCUAUCAACAAGUUACUGCAGCAAGGCCUGUUUGAUAUAUAUAAUCAGGGUGGCUCUUUAAUAUAUAGACUAAAAAGUCAAGCUUCAAAGCAAGCAGUCAAGGGAGCUGAUAACGAGGAGAAAGUAGUCUACAACCUUAUUGAGGAAGCUGGUAAUAAAGGGAUAUGGAUAAGGGACAUAAGGAUACGCUCAAACCUUGCUAAUACACAGCUCACAAAAGUAUUGAAAAGUUUGGAGAGCAAAAAAGUUAUUAAAGCAGUAAAAUGUGUUAAUGCAUCAAAGAAGAAAGUUUAUAUGCUUUAUAAUCUAGAACCAGACCGCUCUAUAUCUGGAGGAGCCUGGUAUCAAGAUCAGGACUUUGAAUCAGAGUUUGUAGAAAUUCUGAACAGGCAGUGCUUACGGUUCCUGCAGCAAAGGGCUGAUAAAAUAAAAAACAAUCCCAGAGGUCCGAUAGUGGGCAGAACACAAUCCUAUGCCACAGCAGCUGAAGUUCAAAAGUAUAUAACUGACUUAGGAAUAAGUAAAGUGAAGCUCGAAGUUGAAGAUGUUAUCACAAUUUUAAAUACACUAGUCUAUGAUGGGAAAGCAGAAAGCAGUGUUUACCCAGAUGGAAGCAAAGUGUACCGAUCUAUUGAAUCACUAAUAACACCACCAGGAUUGGUCCAGGUUCCCUGUGGAGUGUGUCCUCUCAUACAUAAAUGCUGCUCUACUGGGCUUAUAACACCACAAGAAUGCAAAUAUAUGAGUGAAUGGCUUGAGCAAUAAAAUAAACUUAUAUAAUAAAUUGUC
Bicyclus anynana (squinting bush brown) is the source of this 1102-nucleotide messenger RNA. It is a transcript of the gene Polr3F, whose product is annotated as probable DNA-directed RNA polymerase III subunit RPC6. The record is from RefSeq and is a predicted model, not a curated record. The transcript has 5 exons. NCBI's taxonomy places the organism in Eukaryota, Metazoa, Arthropoda, Insecta, Lepidoptera, Nymphalidae. Gene Ontology annotation, cellular component: RNA polymerase III complex. Gene Ontology annotation, biological process: transcription by RNA polymerase III. Bases 185 to 1078 code for a protein of 297 amino acids.